This is a messenger RNA of Culicoides brevitarsis, 1433 nucleotides long. Its product is annotated as insulin-like growth factor-binding protein complex acid labile subunit. The coding region runs from base 10 to 1356 and encodes 448 amino acids. Gene Ontology annotation, molecular function: protein binding. The transcript has a single exon. The record is from RefSeq and is a predicted model, not a curated record. Lineage: Eukaryota; Metazoa; Arthropoda; Insecta; Diptera; Ceratopogonidae. Gene Ontology annotation, cellular component: extracellular matrix.
CAACACAAAAUGAACAAAAUUCAUCUCGGAAUAUUUUUCACCUCAACCUUUCUUCUGGCAUGGCAUGUCGCUGCUGGCGAAACGUUAGUCGUGCCACUGAUUUGCGCAUCGGACAUAUCAACGUACGAUAAGACAGUUCAGUGCACCGUCAAUGACUUGAUUGUGUCCCGAAAUGACGAAACCCCGACGGAAAUCGACACGACACCGAUCGAGUUGGGUCCAGAUCGAUACUACGAAAUUGUCUUUGAGAAUUCGACGUUGCCGCAUUUGCCAUCGCAGCUUUUUGAGCAAGUAGAGAAGUUGAGAACACUCAAAGCGAUCAAUUGUGGCGUCGAAGAGUUGCAAUCGGAGGUUUUUGGGAACGCGAGUUAUUUAAGAAAACUCUUUUUGGCUCACAAUGAGAUUGAAAAACUCGAUGCGACGAGUUUCAAAGGCGCCAACGACUUGGGACUCAUCGAUUUGCCCUUCAAUAAGAUCACGACAAUCGAGCAGAUGACUUUUGACGAUCUCACGUACUUGAGUUACGUGAAUUUGAGCUAUAACCAAAUUGAUUUUGUGGAUGCGGACUUGUUUAAAGCCAAUAGUAUGUUGCUGAAUAUCGAUUUGAGCCACAAUCAGUUGAAAAAUUUGGAAUUACAACUUGGAUCAGUGACCAGCGUUGAAGCAUCGUACAACAUGAUUGAAAAUUUCUGGAUGGAACAGGUCGAAGCGAAGUUAAAUGAUCAAUAUUACUCCAAAUUCUACGUAAAAAUCUUCCUAAGUCACAAUAAAAUCAACCAAUUCAAGGUUGACAAGCGUUUCAAGGUGCGCCAUUUAUCGCUAGACCACAAUAAAAUCGAUGAUUUGACAGAUUUACGAGAUCGCUUACCGGAUCACAUUGAAAUCCUCGAUUUGUCACACAAUGAAAUCGGUGCCUUGUCGCAAGAUACCUUCCAGCACUUUUAUAACUUGCGGAAUUUGUACAUGCAUCACACAAAUCUCAAAAUGACAGACCCGUAUGUCUUCCUGGGACUCGUUAACUUGACCGAACUCGACUUGUCCUUCAGUCACAUCGAAACAGUGCCGUACAAUUUGUUCCAUAAUCUCAAUUCCAUCGAGUUGCUAAAUCUCGACGGGAAUAAUUUGACGGAAUUGCACGUAGAGCAGAUGCCAAAUCGCGUUUUUGCCAUUUCGCUUUUCCACAAUAACUGGAAUUGCGAGUAUUUGGAGAAGAUUUUUGAUCAGUUGAGGGAACGUAAUCAAGUUCAUGUGCCGCCGAUGAUGGUGGAGUUGGCAGAAAAUGAAAGUGGGGUGGCGACGAAUAGUAGCAGUGUGGAAGAGCAAGGGAACGUUAAUGGAGUGACAUGUACCGAAUAAUUGGUUUGUUUUAGAAAAAAAGGCGGAAUGGAAAAUUUAAAAAAAAUGUAUGAGUUGAGAAAAAAAUAAAUAAAAUU